AUGCUACUCUUUCGCGCCAUUUUCUGGCUUUCCGUACUCAUAGAAGGUAUUGAGAACAAGUAUUGGCAACUGUUAUCUUUUCCAUUACAGUACCAACAAUUGAAUCGGUGGAGAUGGAUUUGGGACUGAAAGACGCGUUCGAUUCGUUCAGUAUCGCGGAUGAAAUCAAAAACUUCAACCUGAAAGACCGACUCGCAGCCACGGAUCGCCACCACCUCGAACAAUUGAACUUGAUUCGUUCUUACGUCGGAUCCGGAUGGCUCCGAAUGAAAUUUGGCUCAGUUAUCGAUUGGAUUAUUGCGCUUUGGAAGGGUGGUCAAGCAGUUGUGCAGAUUGCGACUGCCGGAUGGUUCGCUGUGAAAAAGUUCGUGAAUAACAUCGGAAAGAGCUUUGGUAACAGGAACUGUUUUGUAAUGUAAAAUCCAUGGAAAUUUUCAGGAUUUUGGAAGAGAAAAAGAGAAGAAAAUGGAAACGGACAUGAUAAAGUAGAAGCUCAUAUUCCACUUAUAGGCCCGGCCUCCAAAAUGAACGAACUUGUAGGCAUAGUCUCCGUCGCCAUUCCAAAGAUGUCCUACUGUUUUGCAGCGAUGGAACAAGAGAUUGUCGCAGAUGUGCUACCGAGACAUGAAGCAUUGGAAAGGCGGUCAAGUGGUAACCUACAGAAACAAGACCUAUCGAGCGUUCGAGCACGGAAGUCUUUUCGAAUCUGCGGUCAACGACUUUUUCCCAAUUUUGAAAAGUGUUUUUGAUAAUGUUUGUGUAGACUGACUAUAUUAACAUUCAAUCGAACACUUUCAGAUCAAGGCGGUCUGGGUUUGUGCUCAGUUGCUUUUUACACCUGUUGACAAUCCCGUAGAAGAUCCCGCAGACGUUACAAAUCAUAUUUUCGAAGUCAGUUUCGAGUUUCUAUCGUUUUCUUCCUAGCGAACUGUUUAGUACUUGUUUGAUAGUUACGUCGAGGUCGGUUGCGGAACGAACGUCGAUGGAUCCUGGUGUCUGAUCGGGCCAACGUGAGAAAAGAUCGCUUUAGAAAAGUGAACGGAUGUCGGCAAGUUCAGACAUAAACCGGACGGCUCAUUAAAAGGUGUUACUCUUAUCACAACUACAAGCUCGUGUCAGGAAUGCGAAACUGAGUGUAUUGAACAUGGAGACUAUCAAGGGUUGUGCGAAGCGAGUCCCGAUCUUGAAGAACAAGAAAGACUCCGCAAGAUUGUCGAAGGAGACGUCGUGGUCGAAGAAGUCAUUGUGGAAGAGAUCAGUGUUCUCCCGCCGGAGCGCGUGACGUCUACAGGCACACUGAGAAUGUGCGCCGUUGUCUUUGCUCCUAUCCUUAUUUGCAAUUUUUUUUGA
This is a messenger RNA of Caenorhabditis sp. 36 PRJEB53466, 1350 nucleotides long. Lineage: Eukaryota; Metazoa; Nematoda; Chromadorea; Rhabditida; Rhabditidae. The record is from the annotation of a GenBank genome assembly.